AUGAGCUUAGUUCCAUAUAACAACGACUCUGUGAUAUUGAAUGAUCCGGCAUCCGGUUCCCUUGUUGUUGUAAAUCCAUCCGUGGGGAGCCUAACUUUCUACAGGAGGGUCGCUUCACCAAGAAUUAUGAACGUUAAUAAUGGCAGAAAUUCUCACAAUCAUUCCAAUCAGCAGUCUCCGUCAAAUUCUAACAAUGAAAUAUCCUCAUAUGUCUGUCCGCAAUGUGGUACAAUAGUUGAUGAAGGUGCUUUUAAUACAAACUCUGAUAGCGCAUUUCUGGCACCGCAUUAUAGAUCUUCAGAUAUUAAUCUCUCAAAAAAAUACUUUAAGCUGUUAGAGUCCUCACACAGGCAAGAACAAGAAAGGGUUUUGUCCGACAAUGUUUCAAGAAGUGCUUCUAUUCCAGAGUCGAUACCUGAGGAUCUUUUUAUACCAGGCUAUUUCCAUAGAUUUUUCGAAAUUUUAUCAAUUUUGGGUCAUGGAGCAAGAGGUUCUGUGUUCAAAGUAGUUCACAAAAUUGGAAAUACUAAUUUAGGCAUUUUUGCAAUGAAAAAAAUUUCUAUUGGUAACGAUAUGCAAUGGUUUGAUAAAUGUAUAAGAGAAGUAAAAGCUCUGAGUUCACUGACACAUAAAAGUGCAAACCUCAUAACGUACAAUCACGUUUGGUUAGAAAUGGAUACUUCUUAUGGUGUAACCAAUAGAAAUGACAUGAAUUCGGAUAAAAUACCAUGCCUUUUCAUUCUGCAGCAGUAUUGUGAAGGUGGUAAUUUGGAGGAUUGUAUCUUAAUUGAUGUGUUUAAUAAGUUCCCUGAAAAAGUAUCUACUGAAGACAGGAAGAAAAGAUUCAGACAACUUAGGAAACAAAAACAAAUAGGUCAUACCCAAUUAGGUUUGAGCACAAAACAGAUCUUGCUGAUAAUUAGGGAUAUUGCCAGAGGCUUACAUGAAUUACAUGACAUUGGUAUCAUUCAUAGGGAUUUGAAGCCAUCCAACUGUCUGUUGCUUACAAAAUACACUGCAUCAGAGAGCAAUGGGCAAGCUAAAAAUGAUGGAAUGCAGGGAGAAUUUGACCAAAAUGAAAAAUCAUUCCCGACCAUAGUUAUUGGUGAUUUGGGCGAGAGUCAAAUAGCUGGUGAAACGAGGUCAGCUACUGGAUGCACCGGAACACUGGAAUUCACUGCUCCUGAGGUAAUCAUUACAGAUAAUUUAGAAAAUUGGAACUCUAAAAAUCUCCAUUAUAAUGAAUACACAUUCGCAUCUGAUAUGUACUCAUUAGGUAUGUUGUGUUAUUUCAUAACAUUUGGUAAUUUACCCUUUAGCUCAGAAGUGGACCUGACAGAAUUGAAGUAUGACGUCAAGAAUUUCAGAAUUAAUAAAAAUACAAUGAUCAGAAAACACAAUGAAAUGAAUUUGAGGCCAGUUGAUUCCAGAAUAUUUGGUAUAAUUCAAUCAUUAUUGAAUACUGAGCCUUCUUCCCGUCCAACAGCCACGAUAAUAGAAAAAAAAGUUACCAGCAUAUUACAGGAAAUGGAAGAACAAAACCAUAUUGAAGAAAAAAUUUCUCCGGUAAAUAAAGCUGAUUUUAUAGAUGGUGACAGUCAUUUUUUUGACACUGUUUUUGGACAUGAUAAUCUUGGAGAAGAACAUACUGUGGUGACGGCAAGUAAUAGCAUGGCGCUAGCAUUAUCUAAAGAAACUAAGCCUCAUAGGAAGUUAAGAGGGAGUCAUCUACUCCAAAGUGUUGCAAAGCAUAGCAGAUCUCAUCUUUAUUCUAUUUGUUCCGCUAUUUUGGUUACCAUAUUGCUUAAAUAUUUUGAAGUUAAUAUUAUGGCAAAGUAUGCAUUAUUAAUUGGACUAGGCUUUUCAUUUCGUUCUCCAAGUGAAGAUACAAAAAAAAUAGCAUUUGCAUUCUUAGCAAUAACAUUGGCCAAGUUAUGCAAUAUACACUAA
Molecule: messenger RNA, 1950 nt
Organism: Kazachstania africana CBS 2517
Lineage: Eukaryota; Fungi; Ascomycota; Saccharomycetes; Saccharomycetales; Saccharomycetaceae
Gene: IKS1
Product: protein kinase IKS1
Exons: 1
Coding region: 1-1950 (649 amino acids)
Biological process (GO): protein phosphorylation
Molecular function (GO): ATP binding; protein kinase activity
Source: RefSeq, a predicted model, not a curated record